Messenger RNA from Bactrocera dorsalis (oriental fruit fly), 730 nucleotides. Its product is annotated as epidermal growth factor-like protein 6. Bases 240 to 587 code for a protein of 115 amino acids. The transcript has 2 exons. The record is from RefSeq and is a predicted model, not a curated record. Lineage: Eukaryota; Metazoa; Arthropoda; Insecta; Diptera; Tephritidae.
AUUAUAAGAAUUAUGCGAAGAAAGAAUGAGAACUGUCGAAGCAAGGCAUAAUUGGAGAAAGAUUCAAGUGAACGCUGAAGGAAACUGGGGAAAAGCGUUUGAGGAGCAAACAACAACGCGACUGCGUUAGUUCUGAAAAGAAAGCCACGCGCUGCGGUUUAUUAAGAGAUAAUCAUAUUCAAAGAAAAAAAAUAUUUCUUAUUACUAAAGUAUUUAUUAGAAAUUUUAACUCAUCAGCUAUGAACUUUAAUUUGCUUGCAUUGCUGCUUCUGUCGAACGCGGUGUAUGGCCAAUUCUGGAGGUUAAACAGUCCAAGUGACCGCGAUAAUUUUAUUUUGGAAACCAAAUCGCUUAUGUCAUCCGGCAUAUGCUAUAAGGAAGUGCUCGGCGAAGCCAGCGAGCCCACCUUGAAACUGCAAACGAUCUCCUAUUGCUGUCCUGGCUAUCGGCGCGACUUGCAGUCAUCGGCAAUGCAUUGCGAGCCCAUUUGCUCGGAGGAUUGCACAAACGGCAUCUGCACGGCGCCGGAUGUUUGCGAGUGCUAUCCGGGCUACACACGCGCCGGUGGUCGCUGCGAGGAGCAGUGAACUAAGAGGAUAGAUAUUUUUAAGUAUUAAACUUAGAAUAGAGACAGACACUAGAAGCCGAAAAAUAUUGAGAUUUUAUUGUGUAAAGGCACCAAUUACAUUCAAGAGCAUUAAAGAAAAAUUUUUCGAGAAUUACAAAUAUA